Messenger RNA from Helobdella robusta, 321 nucleotides. RefSeq lists its product as hypothetical. The transcript has 4 exons. Lineage: Eukaryota; Metazoa; Annelida; Clitellata; Rhynchobdellida; Glossiphoniidae. The coding region runs from base 1 to 321 and encodes 106 amino acids. The record is from RefSeq and is a predicted model, not a curated record.
AUGGGCAAAAAGAUUCAGUGCAUCGGAAGGUACACGCUGGACGGGGUCUCGCUCGGCUGGGGCAACUUUGCCAGGGUCGAGUUGGCAACACACAAUCUCACCAAGGUCAAGCACAAAACAUGGGAGAAGAUAAGGCGCAAAAUAGCGGACAAGUUCAUUGAACAAACAUUCCUGGUACAACCGUCACACGAACUGAAAUCCAGCAUGACAACUAACUUCUCCAAUACAAACCAUGGAGAAACGACACAACUGAACCGCCUUCCAGCUUUCAGCGUGGAAGUAAUUUUCCAGAUGAUGCAGUUGGAGUUGGAGCAGGUGUAA